Molecule: messenger RNA, 1476 nt
Organism: Ixodes scapularis (black-legged tick)
Lineage: Eukaryota; Metazoa; Arthropoda; Arachnida; Ixodida; Ixodidae
Exons: 3
Coding region: 1-1476 (491 amino acids)
Biological process (GO): transmembrane transport
Molecular function (GO): transmembrane transporter activity
Source: RefSeq, a predicted model, not a curated record
AUGGAAAGUCUCAAGCAGCAUGCCAUCUUUGGACUGGAUUCUCGGCGGAGUUGGGUUGUUAAUGGGUUUUGCUGCUGGGUCGCACUUACCGCAACGUUAAGCAUUCGCUCAAGUGGAGUCCUUUUUGUGGGAGUGGUUCAGUUCUUCGAUGUCACACGUGAAGAUGCUUCCAUGCCAAUGACUGUACAGAUCGCUUGCAACUUUAUGGGCGGAGGAACCCUGGGUGGAAUUACGGUCGCUGUGAACACGAUAUGCACUCAGCAUUUCAAAAAGUGGCAAGCAACAGCAAUCACAAUCGCAAUAUCAUUUCAAGCAGUGAAUGUAUUUUUUAUGCCGCAGCUGACGAGUUAUUUUAUUUCCACAUACGGAACGCUGGGAGCAUUUUUACUUCUUGGCGCAGUUACUCUAAAUGCAUUUCCCGCAGCUCUGGCCCUUCGAAGCCCCCCCUGGGUGCAUACUAAACGUUUCAAGGAGCCUGUGUCAGUGAACCGUCCGGUGAUUGAACCUAAAAUAACACAAGACAAUGGCGAAGAUUCCCAAGAAAGCUUAGAUUUCACAGAAAAAGAAAACAUAUUAUUUGUUGUCCAUGACGCGUCAUUAACCGCAAGGAAGGAAAAAAUCAUAGGUCUUAAAGAGGACGAAAAAACGUUUCGCAACCGCACACAUAAUGCCUUGAAGAAUACACUAAAGCUUCUAUCGAGUAUAAAAUUUCACGUGGAUGCUUUCUCGUUCGCUGUUCAAAUGUACGUUCUGACGACGUUCAUCAUUAUACACGUUGAUCUCGCGAGAGACAAAAAUAUUGAAUUGGGAUCUGGGGUUUACUUGAUGCACUCAUUCACAAUCGGGGAUAUACUCUUCAGGGUGAUGGGGGGUCUUCUGGUCGAUCGCCGUGUCGCGGCUUUAGAGACUGUAGUCAUGCUUAGCUUUGUGGGAUGUGCAAUCGCUUGUGAAGGUUUUAUCUGGUUGUCAUCGUUGCUGCCAUUGCUGCUGCUGUCUUCAUUGCUCGGUGCGAGCCAGGGUUUAAUUGUCUCACUGCCAUCAAUAGUGCUGCUGCAUGACUUCAAAGAUCAACCGCUACCAAUGAUGUUUGGAACAUUACGCUUCAUCGGAGGCCUGCUACUGAUGACAAGACCGCCCCUUCUUGGUUAUUUCAGAGAUAACGAAGGAAAUUAUGAUGGUCUCUUCCACACGCUCGCCGUUGUGAAUGGACUCAUCGGUGCUGUUUGGGCAGUUCGCAGGGUGCGACUGAAGGCAGCCUCGCUAGCAGUACGCUCCGAACAAAUUACUCGGAACUCUGCAGCCUUGUCGAUGGACUCAAUAAAUACCCAGUUUGCGGUUUAUGUAAGUGGUUUCCGUUUAAGCGCGUCAGUCCUGUUUGCCUAUGUUAAAGGGCAGGCAGGCCACAGUGUGCCGCCUACUUUAACAUAUGGGUCAGCGCUAUCGCUAGCGGUAAAGGACAACAAACAACAGCUAUAA